AUGUCUACGGCUGUAUCGAUUGCGGGUAUCUUUGAUACUUCGUCGUUCUCCUGGGGAGAAGACAUCUUCAAUUUUGCGGUCACCAGGAUCAAGAACCAGAACGCUGCUUACCAAAACUUGAACAGCACCGUAGUGGACGCUGCAUGUGACGAAACCACAGCCGUACGAGCCUACUGGAAGCUACGCACCGAAAAUUUCGAUGUUCCCGUACAUGGGAUUGUUGGAGCUCGAUGCUCUGGUGCGUCCGUGUCUUUGGCACGAAUUGCAGGUCUAGAGAAGGUGAACAUGGUGUCUCCCAGUGCGACUUCUUCUAUUCUGAGUGAUGCGGAAGAAUUUCCCUACUUUACUCGCCUAGUCGCUCCAGAUGACAGUCGAGGCGAAGUCGGGGCUGUAGUGGAGACUCUCAAGUGGUUUGGUUGGAAGCGUGUCUCUAUUUUGUCUACAGAUACGAUCUAUGCCAAGGAUUAUGUCAGCGAGUUUCGAAGGCUUUGGGAAGGAAACGACAUUAGUGGCGAGGUCACAUAUUCCAAUGUGAUUCGAUUGGGUGCCGAUGGAACACUGGAUAUUGAUUCCUUGGAUACUGCACUGCGAGGGGUGCCAACCGACGACCCAGCCAAUAACUCCAGAAUCAUACUUCUGGUUGCUCAAAACCAACAUGCCUAUCCCCUUUUGAAACGUGCCGAAGAGACUGGCUUUCAGCCAGAUACAGUUUGGGUCGGCACAUCCUCUUGGGCGGGACCACGCGAUGUCAAGUUAGACUCUUUUGUAAAACGAGACCAACCGGGAUAUAUAGGAGUCGGUCCAAUUCAACAUCCGAAUGCAGAAGGAUAUCUGAAUGAAUUCAACAAUUGGGCAAGGUUUAAUGGAGCCGGAUCCCUCGAACAGAUGCCAUCCUUUGCAGCCGAAAUGAUCGAUGCUGUCACGUCUCUUGUGCGAGCGAUUUAUCAAGUUCCUUUGAGCGACCGUCGUAAUGGCGAUGAAAUCCGCCAGCGACUCUUGGCAACCGACAUGGAGGGCGCUUCGGGCCGUGUCCAAUUCACCAAGGUGGGUGAUCGAAAAGACCCCUUGUACUCGAUCCUCCACCUACGUCGAAACGAGAGAGGGAACCUUGAGUGGUUAAAUGUAGGAGAAUCUGGGACCGUGGAAGGAGCAGCAACUGCUGAUUUGUCUCGAAUGUGCUGGGCAACCCUUGGUUGCUCGCUGACUACUGUCCCAUCGGAUUCCUAUCCCGUCCCUCCUCCGAAACUUCCGGUAUGGAUCAUUGCCGUGCUAGUUGUUGUGAUUAUCCUUCUCAUUGCCGUCGCGGUCAAGUAUUGGAGGAGUCGUAGAUCAAAGCGAAUGAUCAAGCAAGAGCUGGAAACCUUUCGAGAUUCUGUUGUUGGUAUGAGAACUGCCAACGCGGUGUAUCUCCCGUCGAUUGGCGAUCGGCCAAAAGAAGGAAUCAAACGUGACACCAAGUCUAUCACUGUCCAGUGGUGCUGGAAGGAAACUAGCUUUGCCAUGGAUCGGCACCAUCCAGAUCAAGUCGUCGGUGAUGUAAAGGACUGCUGGAUCAAGUAUUCGGAUGAAGCCAACGCAGUUCUUGAAGCUGCCUUUCAACAACAAGGUUGGAAAGGCAGCGUAUCGCCACUGUCUGGCUAUUUGGUGGAUUUCAGCUCAAUGACACAGACAAAACAACAAACUGGAUUUACUCGCGAGGUACAACGUUUGGUAGAUACUUCAAAUUCUUCAACGGGUGGAUCGAAUGAUCCACUUGCCUUCCUCCCCGCUUCCGAACUAUAUGAUAUCGCAACCGAUAAUGUCAAGUUUGGCGAAGAGCUACCGGACGAUAUCAAGAAUGAGCCGCAAAUGGUGCUGGUCCCCGGAGAUGUGAUCCAGAUUUCAAAGCAGAAGAAGGAUACUGAUUGGGCUUUUGGAACUAAGUUGUACCAUCAUGACGAAAAUGUUGCUAGGUCUAUCGUAUCUGGAAUGACAAGUGACACUGCUACCGUCAGCAGUGAUGAAGAUGAUGCAAACAUUUUUGCUGACACGGGCUGGUUCCAAAUGGUGGCCACUCGUGUUCCAACUACAGAGGAUCUUCAGGCUUUAAAGCGGAAUGUGGGUGACACUGAUGCUCUGAAUGCUCCAUCUCACUGGAACGACGUUGCCGAUCCUUCCGUGGUCCAAGUUCAAGAGCUAAAGAAAGAAGAUUCAGAGUACCAGAAAAUAGAAAGGGCUUUCAAGUCCUCCCUCGGCCGCAGCGCCAAGAUUUCCAGCAUUCAGCGAAUCGAGAAUCUGGCCAUGUGGCAGAGUUUUGUGGUCAAGCGCCAAACGAUCCUGUCUCGGGAACUUGGUGACGAUCCCGCUGCCGAUACCAGUCUCCAACGCAAACGGCUGGAACGAUGCUGGCUGUGGCAUGGUACCAACGUGGAAGUGAUGGGUAAGAUUCUUCAGCAAGGAUUCAAUCGUAGUUUCUGCGGGAAGAAUGCGACAGUGUACGGCAAGGGAGUUUAUUUCGCACCUGAUACAUCUUAUUCGGCCAGUCCAACCUAUGCGGUCAAAGAUCCCAAAGGAUACCAGUAUGUAAUGGCUUGUCGAGUCGCAGUUGGAGAGUACUGUCCUGGAGUUUCGAAUGCAUUGACUCCAGACCUUCGUGAUGCCAAGACCCAUACGUUGUACGAUUCUACCAUUGGCCUUUUGAGUGGCGAUUCCAUGGCCAAUCCCUCUAUCUAUGUUACCUAUCAUGAUUCGCAAGCCUAUCCUGAGUAUUUGAUCAAAUUCAAGACCUAG
This is a messenger RNA of Cylindrotheca closterium, 2769 nucleotides long. The record is from the annotation of a GenBank genome assembly. Lineage: Eukaryota; Bacillariophyta; Bacillariophyceae; Bacillariales; Bacillariaceae.